Molecule: messenger RNA, 4547 nt
Organism: Dunckerocampus dactyliophorus (ringed pipefish)
Lineage: Eukaryota; Metazoa; Chordata; Actinopteri; Syngnathiformes; Syngnathidae
Gene: oxr1a
Product: oxidation resistance 1a
Exons: 15
Coding region: 601-2850 (749 amino acids)
Biological process (GO): response to oxidative stress
Cellular component (GO): nucleus
Source: RefSeq, a predicted model, not a curated record
GUAUUCCAUCCAUCCUCUUGCCUUCAUCCCUUUUCCUCCAACUAGUCCUCGCCCAGCCCCCACAUUCUUCCUGUUUUCUUCACACUUGUCCAGCCAAUAUUCACACUACAUUUCGUACACUUCAAGUCACAUGUUGACACCCAGACAUAAUUUCCAGUCACCCUACCUUUUUAUUUAUUUAUUUGUAAUCUCCCAGUUGCCUGAGGUUGCAUUCUUUUUGCAGUCAUCUGCCUUGCUUUUUCCCGUCAUAAAGUUUACUGAUUCCUCUCACAAAUCCCUAAAAACAACACCACUGCAAGCAAAUAUAAUAACCCUCCCUCAUGUGCCGCUAUUCCACACAACCCCUCCCUUUACACAAGCAAGACACUCAACGGCAUCUUUCCCUCGUAAUCAUCCACCCCCCAGUCCUCCCUCUUCAUAUUUGUCUUGGGUAAUAUCACUUCCCAACGUCUUCCUCUCCUGUCAGUCCUCUCCGCCUCGCAUCCAGAGCGACGCCCUGAUGGAGGUCAGCCUGGUCUCUGUCUGCCGUGAGAGCCAGCAAAGGGAGGAAAUCAAGAUACCGGCCAAAAGAAGACCCCAGAGAAGAAGGAUGGGAGGCGCAUGUCGUUCCAGAGACCCAAAGGGACCAUUGAAUAUUCUGUGGAAUCGCGGGACACAUUGAACAGCAUUGCACUCAAGUUUGACACCACACCCAACGAGCUGGUUCAGCUGAACAAGUUGUUCUCCAGGGCAGUUGUGCCUGGCCAGGUUUUGUAUGUUCCUGAUCCUGAGUACGUCUCCAGUGUUGGAAGCUCUCCUUCCCUCAGUCCCAUCAGCCCCCUCUCUCCCACCUCUUCAGAAGCUGAUUUAGACAAGGUGACGGACUCAGAUGGCCCCUCCAGACCAGAGGCUGCUCUCCCUCCAGUGUUUUCUGCCCUCCGCCAGUCGAGAGUGGUGUCAUCCACCUCCGAGGAGGAAGAGGCCCUGACAGAGAAGUUUCUUAAGAUCAACUGCAAAUACAUAACUGAUGGCAAGGGUGCAGUAAGCGGGGUGUUGCUGGUGACACCCAACAACAUCAUGUUUGAUCCACACCGGAUAGACCCACUGGUUCAGGCCCAUGGGUGUGAGGAGUAUGGCAUCAUGUGUCCUCUGGAAGAAGUGCAGUCUGCUGCCAUCUUUAAAGAGAUCACUGACCCCAAGAUCAGAGAGACUGUGCCCGAUGACCUGGAGCCUCUUCCUCCUGAGAGGCAUCCCUCACAGCAGAAGGACCCAGAGCAGCGCCUAAGGGAGCCAGGGGCCAAUGACAGUGGCAGCACUGCCCCACGCAGCACGGAGGGCUCAAUCUCAGAAGAUGUCUUCACAGAGACAGAGCUGUCCCCCAUACGGGAGGAAGAGCAAGCAUCCAGCGAGGAUGUUGGUCUGGACAAGUCUUCUGGCGCGUCUACAGAAUCUGUGAAAACCGUGACUCAGGAGGAGCGCACUGGCUCCCAGGUGCCAGGCAGUGCCCGCAGCUCAGUCAGCCAUCCUGAGGACCCACUAGCAGUAAAGGCCUCGGCCUCCUCCACAGGAGAGGAUAACCCUCUUGACACUGCCACUGAAAAGAAUAGCCAGUCCCCAUUGGGAUCCAAGCAGCACAGUGAAGAGAAGCCACCAAGCACACCCACUACCAGCACCCCCACUAGCCAGGCCCACUGCCCCAGCAGCAGCACCUCUCGUCCAGGGUCCCAAAGCUCAGCCGCCCCACUUUCCACAGAUACUCUUUCUGCCACAGCCAGUCCACUGGGGAAUGCCAACGAGGGGACGGAAGUUUCCAAAACAGACUCUAUGCAACAAGAGAUGGUGGAGAAGGAUGAUGUAGAAUGGGAACAAAAGGGCAACAACUCACAGGAGAGGCGGAAGAGCCGCUCACACAAGUUCCUUUGUCUGCGGGUGGGGAAGCCCAUGAAGAAGACAUUUGUUUCCAAUGCCAGCGCCUCUAUGCAGCAGUAUGCCCAGCAGGGCAAGAAGCACGAGUACUGGUUUGCUGUGCCGCAGGAGAGGUCAGACCACCUUUAUGUCUUCUUCAUGCAGUGGAGCCCGGAUAUGUAUGGCGAAGGGGUCAGAGGAAUGGGACAAGAGCCUGGCUUUAUGGUUGUCAAAAAGCACGAGGUGUCUGAGAGUGCUGAGGACGAGGCCAUCACUGACCUCAAUGUCAAAGAGUGGGAGGUAGUGUCUAUGACGGAGUACCACCGUCGGAUCGAUGCUCUAAACAGCGAAGAUCUGCGCUCACUCUGCAAACGACUCCAGAUCACCACCAAGGAGGAGGUAAACUCCAAGCAUGACACGUCCAUUAAGACUGAGCUGGAGCCAGAAACAUUCAAACCAAACCUCAGAGAGCCAAGUGAUCUCUUGGAGGCUGAGCAAAUAGAGAAGCUUGCCAGGAAUCUGCCACCACGAACCAUCGGGUACCCAUGGACGCUUGCUUUUGGCACAUCCAAACAUGGCAUGAGCAUCAAGACGCUGUACAGAGCCAUGCAGGGACAGGACACCCCAGUGCUCAUGGUCAUUAAGGACAGCGAUGGGCAGGUUUUUGGUGCUCUUGCGUCAGAACCCUUUAAAGUCAGCGAUGGCUUUUAUGGCACAGGAGAGACCUUCCUCUUCACUUUCAAUCCAGAGUUUGAGGUGUACAAAUGGACGGGAGACAACAUGUUCUUUAUCAAGGGAGACAUGGACUCCUUAGCUUUCGGGGGAGGCAGUGGCGAGUUCGGCCUGUGGCUGGAUGGAGACCUUUACCACGGCAGAAGUCACUCAUGUAAAACAUUCGGGAAUCCCAUGCUGUCGAAAAAGGAGGAUUUCUAUGUGCAGGACAUAGAGAUCUGGGCUUUUGAAUAACAACACAGCACACCACGGGGCAAAAUGGACAAGUCCUGAGUAAGGGCAAAGCAAGGCGCUCCUUAGAACAAUGGCAACGUCCCAACCCUAACUGCACACGACCGGGCCUCCCCAAGCCGGAAGCCAGCUAUCGGAUGCUUGUUGUGCGUUACUACUGCAGUUAUUCCGGAGCUUUUUAUUCUUUGUGGAAACAAUACCUUUAUGUAUAUCUUGUUACAGCCUUGUGCAGCACCUUGCAGCAUAGGGAAGAGUGUGUCAUGCAGAGAAGAACGCCUAAAGGGAGGUAAAAGUCGUUGUGAGGCCUUGAAAAGGGGACUUUGUGUGCGUGCGUGCGUGCGUGCGUGUGUGCGUGACAGAAAGCUGCCCUACCAGUCUAGCUCAUUUGUGUGAACUUGAAGCUCAAGGAGUCCCCAGCAGCCCCCUCACUGUUGUCCAUUCAGUAGUAUGCUACUCAUUGUGGAGUCAGGGUCUUUAGUGAGGAAGAUGAACACAUUCCUAUACGCGUGGUGGUGUGGGCGUGUCCAAAUCAAGUGAUCGGCGGUCGUAGGCCAGAUUCAAUGGCACCGCUGAAGCUCAAGAUGAGAGAACGCUUGCUGAGGUUUGUAUUUUGUUAACAUUUUGUUUGUCCCCCACCACCCCAGUCCAGUCCAGAGGCUAAACUAAUCAGAGUAUUGUGUGUUGUAGUCCUCUUGUCGUUCACUGUCCUAGCACACCAUCUGAAAGCACAUAGCUAUAACCACAUCGCCCAUUGUCGUAAUGUUCUGUUCAGUGGGUGUACGUGUGAGUCCAGCUAACACCGGCUCCUCUCGCAGAUGCUGGCUGUACUGUUAGUAGACAGUAACGUGUUGCAAUAGAUUUUGUGGAAUAUGCAAAUAACUGUCCUGUGACCUCAAAUACCCCGCAGGGCCCCGGCGGCGUUUUGGCCGCCACUUUGCGGCUUGCUCAAGAGAGGAACAUGUAAAGCUUUUACGUCUUGAUACACAGUUGCUUUUCUGGGUAUCGUUUGAAAAGCCUGAGACGUGGUGAACCGUUUCACAUGCAUAUAUGACAAUUAUAUAUCAGUAUAUAUGAUUAUAUAUGGGUGUAUAUAAUCAUAUAUAUUUUGCUGUUAAGUGUGACAGUGAUCUAUUUGUGCUGAUAUUUCAGCGAUUACAAUAUAAUGUAUAUUUACCCUGUAAAUGAUGCUAUAUAAAUACAUAUUAUGAAGUGUGGAUUGGUGGGUUUGCUUCUAGCACUUUAAUCUGGUGUAAAAGCGUCAGGGCCAGGUUCUUAGAUUCUCUUAGCAGUAGCUGUACAGUACUUUUUGGUUUAGAUCGAUAAGAUGUUAACUGUUAUUAGGAAGCUUGCUGCUACCAAUAUCAAUAAGGUUAUGCCAUAACGCUCUUGUGUGUCUAAAAACAAGGAUCACUCUGAGGUGGGAAGGGGGUGGAAUGUGGUUCAGAGCGAACACGGGGGUUCGGUUUGUGUGCCAGGUGAGUCUCACACAGGUAGGUAUGCUGGCAAACUGACCUAGGACGGUGCGUAACCCUCAACCAAGGACACUUCUCUCCCCCCUUUCUGGUCUUCCAUGCCAGUAUUUGUGUCCUUGUGGGGAGUCACAAAGAUGAAUAUGGAUAGUCCUUCCAAUUAUUUCACCAGAAUACCAUGUAUCAGUGAUGUAUAAAUAAUAAAGAUCAAUUAAUGGUUGUAACUAGGAA